Striga asiatica is the source of this 696-nucleotide messenger RNA. NCBI's taxonomy places the organism in Eukaryota, Viridiplantae, Streptophyta, Magnoliopsida, Lamiales, Orobanchaceae. The record is from the annotation of a GenBank genome assembly.
AAUUCUUGCCGCCCUUCACGACCUCGUCCAAACGCCGCCCUUCACGACCUCACGACCUCACGACCUCGACCGAACGCCUUCACGACCUCGACCGAACGCCGUCCGAACGACGGAAUGACCUCGCCGGAAUCUGAAAUCAAUGCCGCCCUUCACGACCUCGACCGAACGCCGUCCGAACGACCGAACGGCCUCACCGUAGCGAAAGCGACGACCUCCCUUUUUGGUNAGUUCGGGAAUGUUAAGGGUGAUAUGUCGAUCGAGUUCGAUUUGCAGCUGCAGGGUGAAGAGCUGUUGGUGUUGGGGGAGAGGAGCAAAGUCGUAAGGGAUAUGAAUGCGCUGCCCUGGAAAGGGGGCAGAGAGGAAACCGUGGACUACGAGUUUCUGAGGGCCGAGCUGUGGAAGAUUGCGGUGACCAACGGGCAGGUCGUUCUUCUCUUCUGCCAGAUGUGUGGGUGCCCGAUGUCGAAGCUCGAGGGGUGGGGCCCCGCUAAACUGGGCGGCGUCACAAGAAGGAGUUAUUGCAGAGGUUCUUGCAGUUAUGCAUUAGCUGGGAUGAGGCUGCACUGGUUGUGGCUCAGAAGCUUUCAAGGGCGAUAUGAAAAUGCAUCCAACAGUGCUCAUGUUAAUGCUCACCUUGCUAUAUCGGUUGUUAUUCGUGGUGUUAGCGAGCUUGUAGUUAAGGAACUCACUAGCUAG